CCUAUUUAAGUAGUCGACCGACUGUCACUGUGCAGUUUGGAUGUUGUAUUUGUAUGUAUUCCAUAUUUAGAUGCUGUGGACCCAAAUUGUGUCAAAAUCUGUCCUGACCUGUACGCAGUUGGCAAAGCUUAAAUCGAACGUAGUCAGGUUCAUCAUAGUGAAUCAGUGUGUGCCUUCGCCUCCUACAGCAGAGAACGUCAUUGUUUAUACGUGGGGACAAAACUGUAAACAUGGCUGCUCUUCGUCAAAGAGCAGCCGUUAAUUUCCUGUUAACGACAUUACUUUUGAGCGCUUUGAUCGACCUCGUUAACUCUUCAGAAAGAUAUGGAAGUCCCAGUAGAUACAUAGGCGUUGCUAGAAAGAAGAGGUCAGAACCGGUGUUUAUUAGUAGAAGGGCCAACGCUGAAAGUGUCUUGGAGGGCCAAAGUAGUGCCAGUUCAGGUGGUGCUCCUGAACUCCCAGUGCUGCGUUCGAAAAGGGAUGCCACAGGAACUCAUGACGAUGACAAGGAGGACAAAAAGCCAGACAUCGUUGAGUUCCAGUUGAAGGACAGCCAUCAGUUUGUGAUGAUAGACUGGGCAGGUGAGGGAAGUGAUGUUAUUGUCUGCGUCACACGGGAUUCUGAACAAACUCAGUCAUCUGCGUCAAAUGUCUACAUCUCCUAUGAUUAUGGUUCCACUUACGAACAAAAGACUGAAAACUUCAAGACGAAGAGUAGAAAACCAGCCAUUAUAAAUAAAUUUUACAAAAAUGGAAAGUUUACUUCAAGGUUCGUUUUUACAGAUGUUGUCAACAAGUAUAUUUACACCACCUUGAAUAAUGGCUUGAAUGUCACGUCGCACAAGGUUGUAUUUUCCCCAUCAGAAUUGGUUCAUCACCCGAUUGAUCCUGAUGUUUUGUUGGUUUAUGAUACAGAAGACAAAGAACGCAAGUUAUGGGUUAGUGAGGACUUUGGAGAAACAUGGCGAAUGAUUGGUAUUUACGUGAAAUCUUAUUACUGGUCAGAAUUCACAAAUCCCCCAACUUUGUACGUGGAAAGGCGAGAACCCUCCGAUGUUGCGGCUGUGACAGCCUCCCAAGAUCUGUUUCGAGAUCAGUCAUCUGUCAAGACCAUUAUAACUGAUGUGGAGGACUUUGAAGUGAAAGAUGAGUUUCUCUUUGCCAUUAAGAAGGUGCACCUUUUUGGAUCUCACUCUUCUGAGCCCCAGCUCCAGUUGUGGGUAUCAUAUCGUCAAGGACCUUUCUUGAACUCCGAAUUCCCAAGUACUCUCUCCCACCAACAUUACUAUAUUGCUGAUAUCUCAGAAGGACAGGUAAUGGUAUGUGUUGCUCAUGAUCAGGUGAUGUCCAACUUGUAUGUGUCUUCUGUUCCAAGGUCUUUAAAUCAUCAGCUUCGCUUUUCACUUUCUCUGGAACGAAUCCUCUAUUUUAAUCCAACAAAGAACUGGGUGGAUACUUGGCUGAGUGUUGUUGCUGAUAAGACAUUUGCCGACCUGCAUCCUGUGGAAGGUAUUCGUGGUGUCUUCAUUGCUUCUCAGCUGGUGGCCAACUAUACAAAGAGUACUAGCACUCUUGGGCCAGAACACUUGACCUCUUACAUUACUUUUGACCAGGGUGGCAUUUGGAAGCCUAUUCAACCACCACGUGUAGAUGUGGAUGGUAAUACUAUUAACUGCUCUAGGGUAUCAGGCUGUUCCUUACAUCUGAGUCAAGAGUUUAGUCAGUUAUACCCUGCAUCUCCAGCCAAGCCCAUUCUUAGCAAGAAAAGUGCACCAGGUCUUAUUUUAGCAACAGGAACAAUUGGAGCUUCUUUGAAGGGGCACCCUGCUCUGUACUUAUCAACUGAUGCUGGUAUAAAUUGGUACCAGGUACGCAGGGGCAGUUACUUGUACACACUAGGUGACCAUGGUGGUAUUAUUAUUGCUGUACAAAUGUACCAAGCAAAUGGCACAACAAAUGUCAUACAGUAUUCAACCGAUGAAGGCGAGACAUGGCAUGAAGAGAAGUUUUAUGAUGAGAAAAUUCGUGUAUAUGGACUGAUCACUGAGCCAGGAGAGAACACAACUGUAUUUACGAUAUUUGGAUCCGAAUCAGAUAAGCAUCAGUGGAUUUUCAUUAAGGUGGAUAUGAAACCAGUGUUUCAGUAUGCAUGCAAUAAAGAUAAUGACUACAAGACAUGGUCUCCAACUGAUGGUCGAAGAGGACACAAUUGUUUGCUGGGAAGGAAGCAAGUUUAUGAACGUCGCAUUCCACAUGCAAAUUGUUUUAAUGGAAUCGACUAUGACAGACCUGUAUCAGUAGAGAAUUGCCCUUGUAACAGAGAUGAUUUUGAGUGUGAUUUUGGAUUCAAAAUUACUGAUUUACUAGAUUGUGUUGAGGACACAGAUGAUGCCAUUAAUCCUUAUGAUGUACCAGCUGUUUGUUUGCCUGGACAUUUUUAUAAUAGAACAAGGGGUUAUCGAAAAGUCCCAGGUGACUCUUGUGAAGGUGGACGAGAGUAUCUUUAUCGCCCUACAAUCACUGCUUGCCCAGUAACGGAGGAGCAGGAGUUCUUGUUGGUCUCUACACGCCAGGAAAUCAUGCGUUAUGAUCUGGUUAAUCCCCAGGCUGGACUAGAACCAUUGCCUAUUCCAGGCUUAAGAAUGGUUAUUGCUCUUGAUUUUGACAUGGAAAAUAACAGUGUCUAUUGGUCUGAUGUAGAUGAAAAGAAGAUAAAGCGUUUGUGUUUUGAUGGCCAUCACGAUGUUGAGACCCUUGUUGACACUAACCUGCACAGUGUUGAAGGAUUAGCACUUGACUGGAAAUGAAAGAAUUUGUAUUUUGUAGACGGAGAACGCAAGACACUUGAAGUCAUUCGAACGGAUAUAUCCAACUAUGGACGGAUGCGUAGAACGCUGUUGGACAGUAAGACCUUGGAUAAUCCCAGAGGCAUUGCUGUUCAUCCUGUACAUGGGCUUCUCUAUAUCACUGAUUGGUCAGAGUCUAAACCUAUGGUGGCUUGUUCAUAUUUGGAUGGAACUAAUUUAACUGUUUUGUUUGGAGCAAGUAUUGUAGGGUGGCCCAAUGGAAUUACUAUCGACUUUGAGACUGAUCGUAUUUUCUUUGCUGAUGCCAAAUUAGAUUACAUAGCAUCUGCUGAUCUGGAUGGAAAAAACAUGAAGAAAAUUAUUGUCAACAGUGAAAAAGUUAUGCAACCAUUUGCAUUGGGAGUUUAUAAAUCUUUAAUAUUCUGGGAUGAUUGGACAGUACAUCAGGUUCUUCAGGCAGACAAAGAAUUAGGAAUUGGAGUAUCCCCAAUUUCAAACUUCACCAGGAAGGGGUUGGUUGACCUCAAAGUGUUUAGCCAUUGGUCUCAGCAAGGUUCAAAUGCUUGUGGAGAACGAAAGUCUCCAGUGUGUUCUCAUCUUUGCUUGGGACGACCAAAUAGCGCAUAUUCUUGUCUCUGUCCAGAUGGGUUGAAGGCUAUUAAGAAUGGCACCAAUGAACACUGUGUUUGCCCUGAUGGAUCAAAGAUUGAAGACGAUGGAACAUGUUUGUCUGAAGGUAGCACAUGUGCCACAAAUUUCUUCAAGUGUGGUAAUGGUCGGUGUAUUCCCAGGCAGUGGGUAUGUGACAUUGAUAAUGACUGUGGAGACAACUCUGAUGAAACUGAGAAGGAAUGUGGUAGAAAGCCUUGUGAAGCUCCUGCAUGGCAGUGUGCUAAUGGACACUGCAUUGCGCCAGGUUGGAGGUGUGACUAUGAUAAUGACUGUGGUGACAAUUCAGAUGAAAAGGACUGCCAUCCUACUGAUUGCCCUGAUAACACUUUCAGGUGCAAUAAUGGCCGCUGUAUACAUCCAAAUUGGGUGUGCGACAUGGAGGAUGACUGUCGUGAUGGUUCUGAUGAACAAAACUGCACUACAUCUCAUAAGAACCAGUGUAGAGGCACAGAGUUCACAUGUUCAGAUGGGAGAUGUCUACCAGGGUCGUGGCGUUGUGAUGGUGACAGUGAUUGUGCUGAUGGCCUUGAUGAAAAAAAUUGUACAAAUGUUACGUGUGAAUCCUGGCAAUUCCAGUGUAGUAGUAAACAGUGUAUAUUCAGGACCUGGAGGUGUGAUGGGGAAGCUGAUUGUCAUGAUAAGUCUGAUGAGGUAGAUUGUGGUGACAUCCCCAGCACGACUGUACCACCUUUGAUACCAUUUGGUCCACUAGUUCCUCCUACAAGUGGCAAUUGCACUGCUCUUAUGUUUCGUUGCCGUAAUGCAAAUUGCAUUCCAUUUUGGUGGCGAUGUGAUGGCUUGGAUGACUGUGGGGAUACAUCAGAUGAAGAAGAUUGUGAUCAUGGUGGGUCUAGGAAUGUAACCACAGUUCCAACUUCAAGGCCAGAUGCACCCUCACACACUUGUAAAGCUGAUCAGUUUUCUUGUAGUGAUGGAACAUGUAUAUGGGAGUCAUGGGUCUGUGACAAUGACAAAGAUUGUCCCAAAGGAGAAGAUGAAGACAAUUGUCAUCAGACUCAAACAUGUGCUGAGCGCAAAGGUUUUACUUGUCAUCAUUCUGGUGGCUGUAUUCCUAGUGAAAGUGUUUGUAAUGGCCAAAAGGAUUGUGCUGAUGGAUCUGAUGAAGAGGUAUGUGGAACUGUUGUGGCUGGAGAUAAUGAUUGCCCUACAGAAUAUUUCGCUUGUGAUGGAGGAGCAUGCAUUGAAUCUUUCAGAAGAUGUGAUGGUAACCACAACUGUGUAGAUCUCACUGAUGAGCAGAAUUGCAGUGGAACUGAGGAAAAGGCAUAUGUUGUGACAAACUUUGUAAUUAAAGAUCUUAAGAAUGUGUCUGUCACAGUGAGCUGGGAAGUUAAUGACAACACAAAUAAUACACAGAGCUUAGAGUAUAUGCCAUCUCUAAUUAUCAAGGCUAUGACAGGGAACCCAGCAGCAUGGAAGAAUUUUACUUGGUUGCCAGAGUCUAGCAAAACAUUUACAGACCUGACUCCAUACACAUAUUACUUGCUCAAAGUCUAUGUAAGAAUCAAGGGUGAGAUGAAGGAAUUCCCUCCAAUUAAACCAUUGGUGUUCCGUACAGAAGUUGGGAUUCCCAGUCCUCCUAUGGAGGUUGCUGUUCGUCAGGUUGAAGAUGUUGUAAUUGUAUCUUGGAAGCCUCCUGUGAGUCCUAAUGGUCCAGUUGCCAGUUACAAAGCAUCUAUGUCUCCUCCAAUUCCACCAAGACAAGUUCAUAUAUCUGGAAAUGCUACAAACAUGACCGUACCAUCUUCAUUUAUGGAAAGUCCAUGUAAAGUCUGGGUAACAGCUGCAAAUUCAAUGUAUACUAGCAGUGAAAGCGAGUCUGUUGAAUACACUAGGAAGUCGGUUAAUUCACUGGUGCGUUGGAGAGUAGUAAGUGCUAAUAGCUCAGCUGCAAGUUUAGAAUGGGACCCUAUUGAUGAUGUUGAGGGCUAUGUGGUCAGUCACUCGCGUCCAGAAAACGGAUACCUGUUGGGUGAAGUUUUAACCAAUACUACUGAGACGCACAUAACUGUUACCAACUUGGCACCAUCUUUGAAGUACAUGUUCAAGGUUAGGGCAGCAAAGAAUGACAUGCUAGGUCCAGCAAAUCCUACUCCUAUUAUUACAUCUGGUGACCCAUUAACACCAGUUAAGGGACUGCAUUAUGAAGUAAUGAAAGAUAUUGCAACAACUGUGAAGUUGACGUGGGAUGAACCUGCAUAUAACUCUAUGAAGGUUCAUUGGGAAUAUCGCAUUGUUUGGGGCAAGAGUGUCGGUGAACUGAAGCAUAAUCUGAAUGAUAACUCUGGAAAUGUAGGUGCAACUACAAAUACCUCGUAUGUUAUAAGAGGACUUGAAGCUUGUGAAAUCUACAUAAUUGGUGUAAUGGUUGGAGGACCUAUUGGCAUUGGUCCUGUGGAAACUGUACAGGUAUCAACCGGGUCAGAUUCCCUAGCACCUCCAAAGAACUUGCGUGCUAUAAGACCAAAUCCUUCAGGCACCACAAUGAAGAUAAUUUGGGAACGUGCUUGUGCAUAUAAAAAGAAGGAGGCCAUUCAGUAUGAGCUACUCAUUACAGAUGAUGUUAAGAACAAGAGUUCUUAUUUCCAAUUGCCUAGCAAAGAAGGUGUUCCACAGAGUCAUGAAGUUGAAGUCCACUAUGGUGGCCAAUACUCUGUUUCAGUCCGCCAUGCUUUACCAGAUGCCAGAUACAGUCAACCUGUUGUGUGUAGUGGCCCGCCAAUUCCACCACCAUAUGAACUGACAUUUAACCCAAGUGAUGAAUCCUUCUUCUGGAGAGCUAAUCCUGCAAUGCCCAGUAAUUUAAUAGCCAAAAAUAACACUUUUGAACUGUUCAUCUCAAAGAAUAGCAACAUGAGUGAAGCCAAGUCGUAUUCUUCAGUUGCACCACCUCUUAUUAUCAAAGACCUCUCUCCAGGGGUUAUCUAUUAUGCUGCUGUUGCUCUCAAAGAUGCUGAUGGCUACUUAUCCUCAAAGUCAAGUAUUUUAAGAAUUGAGAAACCUAUAGGAAGUGAAAUAGUUCUGUCUCAAAACAGUGUUGUUGGUGUUGCUGUAUCUGUGUUUUUGGUUGUUGUCGCCUUGGUUGUAAUUGUUGCAAUAAUGGCAGUGCGUCAUAGGCGGCUAGCGCGGUCAUUCCUUACAUUUGCCAAUACCCAUUAUGAUCGAUCACAAGGCACAACUCUCAUCACUACUGACCAUAACCUAGAUGAAGAUGAUGACUCUCCUAUGAUAAGAGGGUUUUCAGAUGAUGAACCAAUGGUAAUCGCUUGAUGCUUGCCUGCUGUGACAUUUUCAUCAACUGCUGGCAAUCCUCAUCUUUUGGGUCCAGAGUUGAUAUAAAACGAAAGAUGUUUAAUGGCGCAAUUAAUGUCAUAGAAUAUUGCCAUAGAGCAAAAUGAGGAGAUUCUUGUCAGGUCUGUAAUGCUAAGUACAGUAUAGUGAUAGUGUUACACAAUAAGUUUUGAGUGAUUUACUGAUGUAAAUUUAAUUAUUAUAAAUGCCUCUCUGUACAUUUGAAGUUAUAGAUUGCUGUGAUAGUAUAUUAAUCUUUUUUCCUAUAAGUGGUAUGGGUGACUUACAUAAUAUCCAGCUUCCCUUCCUUUUAGAGAUUGGGGUAAGUAAAGGGUUAGCAACUGAAUUGAAAUGUUGGAUAUUAUACCUAGUGCAUUUUAAUGAAAAAUAUGAUUUGUAUAUAUUGAGGGAUAUAAUGAUCUAAUAUUAGGCGAGUGCAAAGAGUAGAUUGUAAGCAUAAUGAUAUGCAGUAUAUAUUUUUUGAUGUCAGUGUUGAACUUUUUGUUUAUUUUAUGAUGUUAUAAGUUGUGUUUAUAAUUAACCGUUGGAGAUGUGCAAAUCUUUUUGUACUUUGAUAUUUGUUUAUAAAUGGAUAAUUUGCAUACCUUUUUUUAAAAAUAUAUACUUGUCAAAAGAUCUCAAAUCCAUUACAUUGUAAGCAAGGGAACUUCCAGGAUUUUGGUGUAGUAUAGGUUUAAUUUAAAUUAAAGUCAUAGCUAUUCUACUUGAAAGUGUCAUGUUAUUAAUUUCCAAGGAAAUCAAGACUUUGCAUUCUUUUUCAAAAUUUUGAUGGAUAUACUUUACAAAAGCUUAGUUGGUUUUUUCACAUUUAUUGGUCUUAAUCUCACCAUUCUUGUUUGAAAGUGGUAGAUGUUCAGUUCUGCUAAUUAGUUCUUCAGCAGCAAUUGAUCUGCAGCAAUUAGUUGACCAAAGAUACUGUUUUUUGUGUCAAUUUGAAGUAGCUUUGUUGUUGAAGGCUUUUGGGAAGAUAAAUAGAAGUCAAUGAUCCUUGAAAGUUACUCUUCACAGCACUGAAAUAUUUGGAGCAAGUUCACUUCAAAACAAUAUCAGUAUGGCUUUUCUUGGUUCAAGGCAAUUUAAUAGUGUUGCGCUGUAUAUCACCAAUUUAUAGGUAUAUACGGUGGUCCCCCCGUAUUCGCGGGGGAUGCAUACCAGACCCCCCCGUGAAUAGUUAGAACCCGCGAAUGUUUGGAACCCUUAUAAAAACACUAAAAACAGCCUAUUUUGUUAGUAACUAACAAAAACCACAAAAAAUUUUCAUACUUGGUUUUUUAAUAGUUUUAUCACAAAAAGUGCAUUUAUGAUGAAAUUGAUAUAAAAAAAAAAAAAAAAAAUUAAAAAAAAAAAAAAAAAAAAAAAAAAAAAAAACAGGAAUUUUGUGGAUAUUUCUCAUAGAAAAAUUCCGUGAAUGUGUGCAUUUUCCACGAAUAAUGCGGGGAAACGUUCCCGAGAGAAAUCUGCGGAUGUGUGAGUCCGCGAAUCCGGAGAACACGAAUAUGGGGGGGCCCACUGUAUGUCCAGAAUAUAAAAAUAAAAAUGAAACUUGAAAUUCAUUAAAAUGCCAUUUCUCCAAAUUGGAUUUUCAUGCCUGCUUCUUACUGUCUUUUAAGGUGCCAUCUAGUUUUGGAAGGAAAAUUUUUAUUUGCAAUAUAGCUGUAAUGUUAUAUAACUAGUAAUAAGAGGCUUUGUUUGUUAAAAAUUUAGCCCAGAAAUCACAUUCUUUGAAACAAGACAUUUUUUCUCCCCAGUAAAAAAAUUAAUAAUGUAAUCCUAAUUGAUACUGUACAAGGCCCUUUCGCAAACCUUCAAACAGUUUCUUUUAUCAUUUGUGAAAUUAAAGUUUCACCGCUGUGAAUGUUUUGAAGCAUUACCCAUGUUUUUCAUAUUAUACCAAGUAGAAAUUGAGAUUGAGAGACAUGGAAGUAAAAAAAUUACAAAGUUUGUGUUGCAUAGGACUUCAAAAAUAUUGAUCAGAGUGUCUCAUGUAUUAUAAAACUAGUGGAAUAUGCAGUUAUUGUAUUUUAUUGGUGUCAGACUAUAUUAACAGUUUUGAAUAAUUUGUUUUCAUAUGAUCAUUGAAUUUGAAAUUAUGGACUUUAUUGAUUUUUAUCAAUUAUUUUGAAAUUACAUUUAUGUAGCUUAUUGGUUUUUGAGAAAAGUGAUUCUCUUAUUAGAACAAAAGGGAUAUAUGGGUUUAUAUUUGCAAAAAUAUGUUUUUAUAAAGUGUACCUUAUGAUUAGCAGUUUUGUUGGUCUUUGUUGAGUAUUAUAAAUUAAUUCAUUACCAUUACCAUGGAAAAUUACCAUUUAAGUGGAUAUUGUUUAUACCAUUCAGCAUUUUAACAAUUAUUUAUAGGUUGUUUCAGGUUGCCAUAUAGUAUACCCUUUUUAUGUUACCAGUCUUGAUGAUCAAUUAGUAUUUUUAUUAUUUCAUGUUUCACUAAGUAAUUAAGGAGUAAUGAAUAGUUUGUCUUAAUCCUUUGUCAUAAAUUAUGACAAUCAGCUUUUAUUGUGUAAUUAGUUGCAGAUGGUUGUAUUGAAAGCUAGGCUUACUGGAUUUUGUAAUGAAUUUUAACUGUAUUUUAGUAUUCUUAUUUUAUUUACAUUAAACUGGAUAUGUAAACAUCAGGCAUCAUGUUAGAAUUUGUUAAUUAUUUAUUUGAAAAUUAAGGGUUUACUAUGUAGAAUUUGUUGAUUAUUUAUUUGAAAAUUAAGGGUUUACAAUGUAGAGUACAAUGUGAGGUCAGAUUUCAAUUUUUAAUACGAUUUAAAGCAAUGCACAGGCUAAUUUUGUAUGAUUAAUAUUAAACAAUUACAUGUGCAAGUCAAACUUCAGAGUUGUAUUGUUUCACAGAUGUUUUGCUAAUUAAAAAUUAACUAAGGCAUGAAGUAAACUGACAGCUGUGGGGUAUGUACUGAUAUUGCAGAACUUAAGUAACAAUAUGAUGCCUAAUCAUUCUCAGUUUGGGUGGUUGCAUUAUGAAUCUAGUUUCCUUGGCCAGCCUUAUGAGAUCCCGGUGUUUAAUCUUGGUGUGGUUAACUGCAUAAGAAUAAUAAUGAUCUUUUCACUUCCAAUUCUUAUGUGUCAAAGUACUGUCUUUUCUUGCUUAGCAGGCAUAGGGUUUCAAAGUAAUCAUGCUUUAGAAUUUUACAAAUUCAUUUGCUGAAUUGCAUUUUGUACCAUAUGGUAGUGUUAAAAAAAAACCUGUUGACUAAAAUAUAGGAUUGCUUACUUUACCCAUGAUGUAUUUACUAACUAGACCACCAAGUCCCAUUUUAAACUUAGAGGGCUUUCUCAGGUGAUUUUUAAAAUGAGUUGAAGAUUGUGGCAACGUCAAGUUAAGGAGGACAGCCAGGUGGGGUAAGAUUAAAGGGAAAAAAUGAAACUAUCAGAAAACAGUGCAGCACUGGUCAAAUGACUCUUCGAAGAACCCCUAGUAUUUUAAUAUAAAAUAGGGGCCAUGUGAGGUAGAAAAAUGGUACCCUUCCCUAAAAGGGUUACAGAAAUGAAAAGAAAAUUUUACACGAAGUAUAUUGCCCAGUUUAGAUAAAAAGCAUACAAACAUCUAAAUUUUAUUUUGAAGUGGUUUAAUCAAUUUGAAGUGUUUUUCUUUGUUUAAAAGUUACAUUAUAAGUACAUAAAUUGUGUUGAUAGAUGAAUUUGGCCCCUUUAACAAUUUCAGUUAUCUCUUCAUCUUUUAUUAAUGGUGCCUUUUUCUGCUGAUGUUGAUUACUAGAACAGCAGGUUAAUAUCAGAAUAGGAGUUUUGUUAAAAUGAACUCCUGUUGUAGAGUGAUUACAAUGUAGUAUUGUAUUUUAUCAAAUUAAUAAUCAUUAUAUUUUUAUGCCUGGAUGAAUUAUUUCAGGUUUGAUGUAGUAUGUAAGGCAUUGUCCGUAUGGUGAGAUUGUAUGUAUUUUGAACACUUGUCAGACUAGUUUUUAUUGUUUGUUCAUGAAAAUGAAAAGUGAGAAGUCAUAAGAAUAUCCAGGAAUGAUGUUAUUUUGUAUGUGCAAUUACACUUUCAAGUAUAUACAAGUAAUGGUAAUAAAAAAAAAAAUUACAAAUAAUUAUUAUAAUAGUGGAAAGUGAAGGAAAUACUUGUAAUGGUAAUGGAGUGAGAUGUGGUUUAUAGUUAACAUCAAUCUCUAUAUGAUCAUCAUGUAUGUUUGGAAUAUAGAUUAAAUCAAU
Messenger RNA from Macrobrachium nipponense, 11000 nucleotides. Its product is annotated as sortilin-related receptor-like. Gene Ontology annotation, biological process: post-Golgi vesicle-mediated transport. The record is from RefSeq and is a predicted model, not a curated record. Gene Ontology annotation, cellular component: membrane; Golgi apparatus. Lineage: Eukaryota; Metazoa; Arthropoda; Malacostraca; Decapoda; Palaemonidae. Gene Ontology annotation, molecular function: protein binding. The transcript has 37 exons.